AUGGAAAGCUAUUUGAACCGCGCAAAUGCAGUUUUCUGCGCACUUAUGGUCAGCCUCAGUGUCCUGGCCAUCGGAAACGUCAUAUCCUCCUACUUCCUCAUGGGCCCCAUAUCGGGAUCCAUAGCCGUGAAAGACGUGUACGGCUUCAGUUACAACUACGCCUUGAACGGGGACCAGGCAGUUUUGUCUUUGGACAUAAAGGCCGAUCUGCGGGGUUUGUUCCAGUGGAACGCGAAGCAGGUGUACCUGUUUGUAGUGGCUGAGUACGAGACGCCGCAGCACCCGACGAACCAAGUGGUGGUGUUUGACCGCAUCAUCAUGGAUGACGGCGUCGCUGUGAUUGACUGGCCAAACACUCCCGCGAAGUACCAUUUUAGAGACAAAGGGAGGGGCCUGAGGGGCCGCGAAGUGACGGUGAAGCUGCAGGUUGUCUACCACCCCAUUGUGGGCCGUAUGUACACCCAAACCAUCGCCACCAACACCUUCCGCAUGCCCGGCCAGUACGACCGCGUCACGCACAAGCAGCAGCAGGAGCAGCAGCAGCAGCAGGCGCGGGAAGCAGCAAUGGCUGCUGCUGCCAGGCCGGAAGACAUUGCAUAG
Eimeria necatrix is the source of this 600-nucleotide messenger RNA. Its product is annotated as signal peptidase subunit, putative. Lineage: Eukaryota; Apicomplexa; Conoidasida; Eucoccidiorida; Eimeriidae. Gene Ontology annotation, biological process: protein targeting to ER. The transcript has 2 exons. The coding region runs from base 1 to 600 and encodes 199 amino acids. Gene Ontology annotation, cellular component: signal peptidase complex; membrane. The record is from RefSeq and is a predicted model, not a curated record.